Messenger RNA from Sciurus carolinensis (gray squirrel), 1727 nucleotides. It is a transcript of the gene Tmem9, whose product is annotated as transmembrane protein 9. Gene Ontology annotation, cellular component: lysosomal membrane. The transcript is spliced from 6 exons. NCBI's taxonomy places the organism in Eukaryota, Metazoa, Chordata, Mammalia, Rodentia, Sciuridae. Bases 218 to 832 code for a protein of 204 amino acids. The record is from RefSeq and is a predicted model, not a curated record.
AGAGCCCGGCCUUGACGGAGCAUCCGGGAGCUCAGGGUGGCUGUAUCCUCGGGAGGUCCUUUGCCUGGCACACCAGUGGCCAGUGGAGAGCCAGCGUGUUGGGUAAAGACGGAAAGCCGCGUUUGGCGACCGACUGGAAGAGGCCUUGGAAUCCUGGAGCCCAGUCCUGAGCCCCAUUCAGGUGUCCGAUCUUGCUGAUUCAGCAAGCCUGAUAAGCAUGAAGCUUCUGUCUUUGGUGGUCUUGGUGGGGGGGUUGUUGGUGCCCCAAGCUCAAGCCAACAAGGUGAGGGAGGUGAACCAACAGCCCCUCGUGCACUGCGACCCCGCCUGCAGGGUUUCUCCAGAGAGUUCUGAAGAUAUCCGGUGCAAAUGCAUCUGUCCACCUUAUAGAAACAUCAGUGGGCACAUUUACAACCAGAAUGUGUCUCAGAAGGACUGCAACUGCCUGCACGUGGUGGAGCCCAUGCCCGUGCCCGGCCAUGACGUGGAGGCCUACUGCCUGCUGUGUGAGUGCAAGUACGAGGAGCGCAGCACCACCACCAUCAAGGUCAUCAUUGUCAUCUACCUGUCCGUGGUGGGGGCCCUUUUGCUCUACAUGGCCUUCCUGAUGCUGGUGGACCCUCUGAUUCGAAAACCAGAUGCUUACACUGAACAGCUGCACAACGAAGAGGAGAGUGAGGAUGCUCGGUCCCUGGCAGCAGCUGCUGCAUCCCUCAGCGGCCCCCGAGCAAACACGGUCCUGGAGCGCGUGGAGGGUGCUCAGCAGCGGUGGAAGCUGCAGGUGCAGGAGCAGCGGAAGACGGUUUUCGAUCGGCACAAGAUGCUCAGCUAGACAGGCAGUGCAGUCAGGUCAGGGACCCGGGCCUGCCAACUUCCAGAGCUAGAAGGAGCCGGGGACCACUUUCCCUUUCACCCCAGUGCCAGUCUUCCCUGGGUCUUCCCUGUAAAAGCUCAUGGCAUUUUCCCUUCAUCUCCCUCUGUUUGGAAACGCUGUACUCAACCGUUUUAAUUAGGGACUAUGAUGGAGACUCUGAUUUCUUGUGUCUCCUUGGAUCUUUGGGGUAGAGAGGGAGGGGAAAGGAAGUCCAGAAAGGAAUGGAGAUAAUCCGAGGUGACCUCAGGGUUAGGUGGCCUCUGUCCCUCCCGGCUCCACCUCUGUCACCCCUUCCAGCUCCGCAUCUUGGGGAUUCAUUGCCCUUUGCAAGAUGAAGCUGCGUCCUCCAGAACUCAGUGUUUGGGAGGGAGCAGGGCCCAGCACUGGGCAUGUGCUCCUGCCUGCUGUGGUCCUUACUCCCACCUCCCUCCCAGCCCCAGUACCUCAGCCCUGGCCUGGCCUGGCGCCAGCCCUCAGGAACGGCGCUGGUGGGAGAGCCGGUGCCAGUGAGCUGUGGGAGUGUUCAGGGCACUCUGGAAGCUUGGCUCCUUCUCCCCGGCCUCUGUGUCCCCCUGCGUCCUGCUCGCUCUGCUGCCUGCCUCCUUGCUCCCACCUCAGGAGUCUGGCCAGGCCCAGCCCUCCCAGGGUCUGUAGUUGCUGAGCCAGAAGUUGGUUGGACCACGUGACAGGCUGAACAGUGGACUUAAAUACCAAAACUCCUAUCCUUGGAUUGCCAUUUGUCCCUAAAUUUCAUUGUACCAGUGCAUGGAGAGAAAUGUUUGUCCAUCUGUUAUCCUAGAGUUGUCUGUAAAUCAAGGAAGCCAUCAUUAAAUUGUUUGUUUUAUUUCUCUUG